Anneissia japonica is the source of this 2810-nucleotide messenger RNA. Its product is annotated as hyalin-like. NCBI's taxonomy places the organism in Eukaryota, Metazoa, Echinodermata, Crinoidea, Comatulida, Comatulidae. Gene Ontology annotation, cellular component: membrane. The transcript is spliced from 10 exons. The record is from RefSeq and is a predicted model, not a curated record. The coding region runs from base 27 to 2492 and encodes 821 amino acids.
GGCUGUUGUGACUUAACAGUAUCAACAUGUCAGCUGCUUCAUUCAGGUUCAUCGUCAUUGUUCUCACUGUUCAUAUUGGUAUAGUAUUAGGUUCCUCGCUUCGACUAGCUGGAGGAACACGUUACAAAGGACGUCUUGAGGUCUACAUUGAAAGGCAAUGGGGUACAGUAUGCGAUGAUAUGUGGGGUUAUAGUGAUGCACUUGUGGCCUGUCGUGAACUAGGCUUUGGAGAUCCAAAGCAGGCCAUAAUCUCAUCAUUUCCAGGAGGAAGUUUUACUCAAAGCAUACUCUUAGAUGAUGUUAGCUGUACUGGUUUAGAGUCUAGUCUUUUGUCAUGUUCACAUACUAAUAAAAAUAAUCACGACUGCGCUCACGACGAAGAUGUGGCCAUAGAAUGCUAUCCAACAGCUGUAACUUGUGAGGUCGGAUGGACUUCAUUUAAAGGAAGCUGUUAUAAAUACUAUUCCACCCAAGCAUCUUGGCACCUAGCCAGGAGUUCGUGUCAAAAUAAAGGAGCAGAUUUGGUCGUGGUGAGAAAUAGUGCAGAGAACACCUUCCUUUACACCACACUUGCCCGUUGGAACGAUGUGUGGAUCGGCUUUACAGAUUUGGCAGUGGAGGGUACAUUUAAAUGGGUUGAAUCGGGCACAAUAUCCGACUAUGAUGAUUUCGCUUAUGGUCAACCAAACCAAUAUGGAAAUGAAGACUGUGUUAAAAUAUCUGAUUAUUUUUCUGGUAGAUGGGACGAUUUUUCGUGCAGCACUCAAUAUGCUUAUGUGUGCCAAAUAAAUUUAGAUCACGAAAACCCACGACUUGACGGUUGUCCAGAAGGAAUAACUGUUGGAACGGAACAGGGAAAAAAGUACGCAGAAGUCAGAUGGACGGAACCAGUUGCAUAUGAUAAUGUAGAAAUUUAUACAGAAACAAAAUCGCAUUCGCCAGGAGAUAGGUUUGAGCUCGUGGACGGAAAAACAACAGUUUACACUGUGCGAUACUGGGUACAAGAUUCUAGAGCAAAUGAAGCAGAAUGUCUCUUCAAUGUAACUGUCAUUGAUAACGAGCCACCAGAGCUGCAAUGUCCACAGAAAACAUCCAAUUACUAUAAGACCAAUUACGGAUUUAUCCACGCCUCUACGGACGACGGAAGUCCUAAUGGCACAAUUACAUGGACACCAUCGGUUGCUAGAGAUAAUAGCGGGAUUUCACCUAUCAUUAACAAUUUUCCUAACAAACCAGGUGAAGUGUACCCAAUGAAGUAUUUUCCGCCAUACACAACUACAAUUACAGCAACUGACGUAUCGGGCAACUCAAGAAAAUGUGUUUUACAUUUUGCUGUUGUAGAUACUGAAGGCCCUGUUGUAAGCUGUCCAACGUACUCAAACAACAUGAUUUCUAACGUAUCUACAUCUUCCUGGUCAGUGUUCACUGAUAGGGCCUCCAGUUCUGCUCGGUUAUAUUGGUCACCAGCUAACGCUACGGACAACAGUGGGACUGUGGUGUCUGUUACCUCAAAUUAUAACCCCGGGGACGUAUUUCCGGCUAGUAUUGUUUCCCAUCAAAUAACGUACACUGCAAUCGAUAAACAUAACAACAUGGGCAAUUGCUCAUUCUUUAUAACAGUUGAAGAUUUGGAAUGUCCAUCAGUCGAAUGUCCGUCUCAAUUAUAUUCAAAAUCUCCUUUCUUAAUAUGGAACAUUACACUCAGCGAUAACACUGGAGUACUUCACUGGAUGGCAAACGACUCUCGUGUUGUGCCGUCUAACUCUACCCUAAAUCACACUGAUAUCACCUUAGCACAAAAUGGAACCUUUUCAGCUGGUACAAGUUUCAUUGAAUAUGUAGUGAGAGAUAUGUCUGGAAAUAUAGGGGAAUGUUUACUUGCAAUCACUGUCGAAGACUUGGAAAAACCGUCAAUAAUUUGUCCCAGUAAUUUCUCUAAUUACUAUGAUUAUGUAUUUGGUUUUCAUCGCCUUGUUGCCGAUUACAAUCGGUCAUAUGCAACAGUCACGUGGCCUUCUCCAGAGGUCAACGACAACAGUCAAGAGCCUGUCACGUGGGAAAGUUUCCCAUAUAAAUCAGGUGAUAAGUUUCCUAUUCGACAGUUUCCACCAUACACUGUACAAUUCACUGCAACCGAUCAAUCUGGCAAUAAUAUAUCCUGUUACGUAUAUUUUACAAUAGUAGAUAUCGAACCACCGAUUAUCACAUGUCCAACAAAUAUCACAAAUUACCACGAUACAUACUUCGGCAUUGUCAGAGCUGCAAUCGAUUCGGGUUCCAAAACAAGUACAGUAACUUGGGAUUACCCUACUAUGUCUGACAACAGCGAAGGUCAUGUAAAGAUGACGUCAACCUACCAAUCUGGUGAAAGUUUUGCACCAAGAUUGUAUCCACCUUAUGAAGUAGAGUUUACUGCUGAAGAUGAAUCUGGAAACAAGAAUACCUGUAAAUUAUACUUCCUUGUAACAAGCAAGUUCACUGAUGGCAAAUAAAUUAAGUUUUCGCAACAUUAGCAUAUGAAUUCGCAUGGCCUCACCAGUUUCUGAUCCAUCUUAGUGUGAAUUGUUUUUCUUUGUUAAAAUUUUUUUUUUUAUUGACGCUUCUGCUAGCAAAAUGUAAACAUAAACUUAGGAGUGGCAUAAAUUUAAAUGGAUAAAUAUAUUCUUUGUUAUCUGCAACUUCCUGAAAGACAUCCAUAUGCCCAUUUUACCCUUUAUCUUGCUUUUAUAUAUAAAAUCAAUUCCUAAACAGAAUGUUGUCAGUAUUUGUAUUUGUUUUAGUGAUACAAAUAAAUACAAACUUAUAAUAUA